ACAAAAACGUUGCCGUAUGUAAAACGAACAUUAGGGUGGUUUAAGUUUUUGUAAAAGUACCCUACAAGAAAUAAUUAUUUGACAAAGACGUUAAACGACGUAAAUAUAACAAAAAUGUAAAGCUACGCAGUGUAUACUUUAUCCUAUAUUAAACCUGGCGUGUAAUGUUUAAUAAUAUGAAAAUGACAUUAAAAGGCGAAAAAGAAACAAAUAUUGACAACGAAAAUGACAAAGAAAAUAAGUGCUCAUUGAUGAAUGAUACAAUUGAAGCUGUACGGAAAUGUUCCAGAGAUGAUUUACUUAAUGUCUCAUGGGAGCCUAAUUUAGAUGUUCAUAAAGAUAGCGAGAGCGAUAUUGCUCUUCCUUUUGUAAGUAUUGUGAUGACUGACAGUAGAGUUGAUAUCUCUACUCAAACUGAUCCUUUAGUAUCUCGCAUCAAUUGUAGCGUUGUGGAUGUAAACUUGUCUCUUGGUAAAGAAUUUGAUUUCGAAGAUUCCACUUGCACUGAGCAAACGGAUUCGAAUUUAGUAAGCAGACGUUACAGAAAAAAAUCGUUCGAAGACAACGGGGAUAUUCGGCCCUCGAAGAAAAUAAAAUGUUCGAAACAUAAUUCAAGUUAUGUGACGGAUUAUUUGACGGAAAAUAAGUCAUUUAAAUCAUCAGACUCGUCGAGCAGACUGUCGUCAGAUUCAGAAGUUUCGUUUAAAUCUGUAAACAGCAACAGCUCGUAUAAGAUACGCAAAAGAAGACUUAAAUCUGAGACUAAUUUACUCAAGGACGCAUUGCACAGAGCAAGAAAGAAUAUCAGUAACAGCGAGACACCGCGAAGAGAUAAGGGAAAUCGACGAGUUAGCCGCGCGAAGUCAUGGCGUAUUUUGGAUAUUUGUACAUGGCUUGGAAGGAAGGGCUACCAGUCAAUAACUGGCCUUUACUCCGAGAUGCUUCAAGAGCCAAGACCUUGCAGCAGGGACUGUGGAGGCAGUUUUGUGGUGGAAGAAGUUAAAGAAUUAAGAAGAUUUGUAGAAGAACUAAACACGAAACAGUCGCGGCUAUCUCUAGAGAACGAAGAGUUGCACGAUAGAGUGAAGAAGAUGACCAUUAAGAUCGACGAAUUGGAAGAUAAGCUAAGCAAGCAACAACAAACGAAGCAAACAGUACCUGUGAAGGGCGCCCCGCCCCCUCCGCCGCCACCGCCCCCUCCUCCUCCGCCGCCGCCGCCGCCCCCCGCCCCCGUGACCAAGCUGCCCGUGCGCUCCAACACGCUGCCCCGCUGCGGCUCCGCGCCGCCCAGGAUCGCCGCGCCUCGCCUCACCAUCACGCCUGAAGACAUUGCCAAAGUCAAGCUCCGGAAAGCUAAGGAUAACCCAGUGAAGUGUAAGCCGAUACCCAAAGAGAGUCAGCCGCUCGUCACACAAGACAUGCUGCAAUCGACGCGCGCCAAGCUCGGUCGAUCCCGGCCCGUAGCCUCCUCUACGCCAAAACAGCAGCUCACGGAGCUUGAGAAAUGUCUGCUACAAGAGACGUCGGUGACGUCACUGUUCCGACGGCGUGUGUCACGUGGUUCGUUCCGCAGCGCGGAGGAGCUGCGCGUGCGGCCCUACCCCGCGCGCUCCCCGCGCUCCCCGCGCUCGCCCCACUCGCCGCGCGCCAACUCGCUGUCGCGCGCAGCGACCAUCGCACCAAUCAAAUUCCCAUUAUUAAUUACAAAUAACGAAUGAAGGUGACAAAUGUCUUCAUAUGAAUUUUCAAAUCACCCAACUCUUGGAUGCGUUAACAAAACUGCGCUUUCAAACGUGGUUAUUCCCGUAACUUAAUGUUUUAGCUACAAUUCUCUGCGUAAUUUUCUAUGUCUUUGUAUAUUAUUUAUGAUAUUUUAUGAAGAAGUUUUAUGGUCAUGAUGUUUUAUAGAACGUAAGAAGUGUUGGAUUUCGGCUUUUAUGUUUAAAAACCUAUUUUGUCUUUUCAAAUUGAUUAUUCUAAUAUUGUGACAACGUUAAUAACAUUUAACAUAUUUUUUAUUUGCAAUUUGCAUGCUUAAUAAAUUGAUUAAAUACCCCACGGAAAAAUGCAGGCUGAACGUCGGUUAGCUUAAAUCGUGAGUUUAUUUAAAUUAAAAAGACUGUCGUGGAAUUCUUUUUUAGUCUCGAAGAUAGCAAGUAAUAAAAAAGUUUUAUGAGGAUGGCAGUCUAGCGUAGAUUAUCUCGGAUAGUGUAUCAUGAAGUGGAUUGUAUUUUGUUCUUCUCUAAAAUUUUGUAAGGAUCUGAAGUUUCUAUUUGAAUAUCUUUGAUAACAAUAUUCUUUUUAACAAAAUAGCUUUAUCACCUAUAGUCGGAAUCAAUAAGAUCUUCUUGCAAUUAUGUUUGUUUUAUAUAAAUAGUAACAAAUAGUUUGGACUUCAUAGACAUUCCGAGUUUCGUUAUAAACUUAAAGAUACUUU
Papilio polytes (common Mormon) is the source of this 2437-nucleotide messenger RNA. Its product is annotated as formin-B-like. The transcript is spliced from 6 exons. Bases 165 to 1718 code for a protein of 517 amino acids. The record is from RefSeq and is a predicted model, not a curated record. NCBI's taxonomy places the organism in Eukaryota, Metazoa, Arthropoda, Insecta, Lepidoptera, Papilionidae.